AUGGAUGAUGACGAAAUAAACAAAGAGAAACCCAUGGUCCACAUAUCCAUAAAGGAAAGACAAAUAAGAAUAUCUCAGUUGUUAAACUCCAAUAAAAAUGAUAAGGGACCCACCAAAACAGUAGAGUUUAAUCUGUUAGAAGAACAAAAGAACUCAAAAUGUGUAAAUAAAUUUAAUAUGGAAAAAAGACAACUAAGCCUUAAAAAUACAGCUAUAGCUGAAAAAUUAAAUAAUGCCUUAUUUUCUAAAGGGAAUAGUUGCACAGAUAAUACAUUAAUAUCUUAUGAUAGAAAAAAUACAGAUCAAUCAAAAGAAUUGAAUUUAAAAAAUAAAGAUGUAGGAUCUCUUAAAAAAAUGGAUUAUUCUCUUUUAAAUAAGAAAAUAAGUGAAAAUUAUAAAAAUCAAUUAAGUAAUGUUUUGCUUAUGAAAAAUAAUAAUCCUCAAACUUUAUAUUAUAAAAAUGCUCCAAAAAAAAAAAAAGAUACUGAUAUAUUUGAAAAAGGUAUUAGUAUUGAAGGUGUUUUAAUCAACAAGAAAGUAGAUAAUUCUAAUGAAGAUAAUGAAACUGAAAAAAAAAAACAUAUUUUGAAAUUAUUUUCAAAAAAUAGUUUUCAUGUUAAUAAACAUGAUACUACUAUGGAAAAAAAUAAUAAUUCAUUACAAAAAGAAAUGAAAAGUUAUUAUAAAAAUAAAACAUUUACAGACAGGUUUUUACAUCUAAAACAUGAAUCAUAUAAUUCAGAGGAUAUCAACUCAGAAACUACCUAUAAAAAUAAAACUAUAGUUGAAAAUACAACAACAAUAAAUAGAAACAAAAAAAAAAUGUUUUCCUAUUUUAAAAAUAUAUGCAAGAGAAGAAAACAUAAAAUAAAUUCAAAACAACAAUUACACAGUUCACAGUCAAACAGCACUACUUCUAUUCAAUCAUUAAAUGAAAAUGAAAAUAAAAAUAAAAAUAAAAAACAUUCCAAAUUUUUCUUUUUUUGUGUAAAAUGA
Molecule: messenger RNA, 996 nt
Organism: Plasmodium gaboni
Lineage: Eukaryota; Apicomplexa; Aconoidasida; Haemosporida; Plasmodiidae
Exons: 2
Coding region: 1-996 (331 amino acids)
Source: RefSeq, a predicted model, not a curated record